Nomia melanderi (Alkali bee) is the source of this 2294-nucleotide messenger RNA. RefSeq names its product SAC3 domain-containing protein 1. The record is from RefSeq and is a predicted model, not a curated record. Gene Ontology annotation, cellular component: spindle; centrosome; nucleus. Gene Ontology annotation, biological process: spindle assembly; centrosome duplication. NCBI's taxonomy places the organism in Eukaryota, Metazoa, Arthropoda, Insecta, Hymenoptera, Halictidae.
GUUAAUCGAAUAUCUAGAUGACAGAACGAGCAAAUUACCAUGGAAUUGUUACUUUGAAUUUUCAUUUCGUGUCGUGAAACAUCAGUUACCGAUUAUGCGAGUAAAUAAUCGACUGCGUAGUUUGGCCAUACUGUAGCAGAUGUCGCUGCUGGUCAUUGAACACGUUCGCUGCUCGAAUCCUCGAAUGGAACACUAGGAGAAGUAAUCGUUCCGCGAAACGUAACGCGAAACGUAACCCAAAACCGAACGCGGCAGUCGAUUCGCGGGGUUCCUUCCGAGACAAGAAAAAUAAUUGAAACGGCCGAUUCGCGGAGAUUUCAUUUGGUUCGUAACAAGUCCGAUGUUUAUCCGUUUAUUUGGUCUUCUAACCUCGCCUACUUUUCCUUUCAAUAUGCGUCAACGUUCAUAGAUGUAACCUAUUUACAAAGUUGCACGUAUGUAUAUAUAUCGUAUUAUAGAUGUAUUAACAUUACAAUUGUGCACGGCGCAUUCUCCGUAUGAGCAAACGAAAAUGACCGAGUUCAUACAAGGAACAUGUUUAUCGAUGUGCCCGGAAAAAGAACGUCGGAUGAGAGAGAAGGAAGGUCUGCUGCAUAAAUUCGAAAUCGACGAAGAGAGGAAAAAUCUGCACGGGCAAUUGAAAGCUGAUCCCAUGAAAACUGUGAAAUGUUUCGGUCGUCCGGCAGCCGGGAUAAUUAUGACGGAUCCUAGUCAGUUACGUCCCGAGGCUGUAUUAUUAUCGACUAUUAGAUACAUGUUUACCAAAGUCGCUACGCGAACCGACGUCGACUGGAUAGUAGUAUACGACUUUCUGUUCGAUCGUUUGAGAGCUGUCAGGCAGGACGUUGCGAUUCAAAGGAUCCGAGUUCCCGCGAGUAUUUCAAUCUUCGAACCCAUCGUCCGAUUUUUCGUUUAUUCCGCGCAAAGAUUGUGCGAUCGAAACGCUUCCGAAUUCGAUGCAACGAUCAACAAUAGACACCUCUCCGAGUGCAUGUCGCAUCUGUUAGUUUUGUACGACGAGUGGGACCGGGAGAUUCGUGGAUCGGAACUCGAGACGAGUACGGACAACCUGAAACUGACCAAUCAUCGCGAACAAGUAGAAGCACUCUAUAUCCUUUUAAAUAUGGGUAACACGGAAGCUUUAACCAGGUCGUUGACCCUGCCGCUACAUUUAAGGCGGUCCCCGAGCGUUCGAUUAUCCACGGAAAUAUCACUAGCCUGGUAUUUGAAAAAUUAUGUACGCGUUUGCAGCUUAAUUCAACGACUCUCUCCGAUGCUCGUAUGCGCGGCUAUGAUCAAUAUACCGAACAUCAGGAGGACAACGUUCAAAAUCAUGAGUUCGGGCUAUAACAGUAAAGUUGUCACGUAUCCGGGAAUUUUGUUACAAAAACUUUUAUUGUACAGAGAUAUAGAGAAAGUUCGAGCAGAUUGUAUAUUAUACGGAGCGGAAUUUAACCAACAGAAUAUACUCUUUCGAAAAGCUACGUUCAAAGAAGACGCAAAAUUGGUAAGAAACUGUUCCGUCAGGAAUUUCUUAUACCGAAUCGAGAAUCAAGAAUCAUCGAGAUCAUUCGUGGUGGUAUUUCAGGGAAACUCGGAAAUGUACUACGCUCAGGAGACUUUGCACGAUUUUCUACCUGAAAUUCUUCUCGAAUCUGCGUAGAGUUGCAAGAAAAGUACGCGCAACAACGAAAUAAAGAAAACGUACAAGUACAGAAAUUACACGAAAAUAUAUUUGUUUCUAGCGUUCAAGUUUAUGAGUCGCGUUGGUUUUCACUCAUUGCGAAUCACUGGACGAACUGCUCGAGGAAUCCGUAGACAUAACUUCGACAUCCUCGGUUUCCUGUUUAUGAGUAUUCAUAGCAACGCUACCCUGUCCGCUUACCGACAGGUGAAUUUCACCGGAUGGAUGCCAUGCGAAUUGAUUAGCUUGCGACACCGGUGGCUCUGAAAUGUUAAAAUAUAGCUGGUUGGUUGUUUCGAACUCUCAACGACGAGAGAAAUAGUACCGUUUCGUUGGACGAUUACCUCCUACAGGAUGUCCUGGUCUGUGCAAAUCGGACGAUAUUCCAGGAUGGGAACCCAGCAUUUGACCAUUUAACGGAAGGUCGCUCAGUCGUCCAAGAUACCCUAAUCUCAUCUCGAUAUCUGUAACACAUUCCACAGCACAGUCAAGAUCUGCAUCGUGCGAAAGGCUAAACGAAACUACUCGAAAAUAACGAAAUAGUUGUUUAUUUCAAUGUAUGCUUUCUCCUAAGAAAUACAUUGCAACGCGAUUAGUAUAUAUACACAUA